Ananas comosus (pineapple) is the source of this 666-nucleotide messenger RNA. RefSeq lists its product as uncharacterized. Lineage: Eukaryota; Viridiplantae; Streptophyta; Magnoliopsida; Poales; Bromeliaceae. The record is from RefSeq and is a predicted model, not a curated record. Bases 51 to 551 code for a protein of 166 amino acids. The transcript has a single exon.
UUUGAUCUACCACCCCCCCCACAGGAGCAUCACCACCACACCCAAAAAACAUGGCCUAUUCCAGACCCCAAAAGACCCUAAUCCUUCUCCUAAUCCUAACCCUAAUCCUCUCGGCCUUCGGCGGCCGCAAGGGACCAAUCUAUGGCUUGCCGACGGCGUACCAAGUCCUCGAGGGGUUCGACUUCCCGCCGGGGAUCCUCCCGGCGGGCGUGACGAGCUACUUGCUGCGGCAGGACGGCUCGUUCGAGGUCUACCUUUCGGAGGACGACUGCGAGUUCAAAAUCGCGGGGCAGUACCAGCUGAAGUACCGGCAGAAGAUCACGGGGACGGUGCAGUCGGGCGCGAUCAAGAACCUGAACGGCGUCAGCGUGAAGGUGCUCUUCCUGUGGAUCGGAAUCAACGAGGUCGACCGGAGCGGCGACGAGCUCAGCUUCUACGUCGGGCCGCUCUCGGCCUCGUUCGGCGUCGCCAACUUCGAGGAGAGCCCCCGCUGCGACUGCGGCUUCGACUGCGCCACCGCCGCCACCGCCGCCGCCGCCGCCGCUUCUUAGUGGUUUUGAUUCUUCUUGUGUGUUUUGAUGGGUGGGGGAUUUGAAUUGGUUUUGUUUUAUGAUUUGUAGCAGUACAUGAUUUUUCAUGAUUAUUAUCACUUCGAAUUUGCAUGGA